Messenger RNA from Darwinula stevensoni, 2436 nucleotides. The record is from the annotation of a GenBank genome assembly. Lineage: Eukaryota; Metazoa; Arthropoda; Ostracoda; Podocopida; Darwinulidae.
AUGAAUGCGUCCCAGGAUGAAAUCAAUGCUGCAUACAGGAGAUUGAGUCGCUUGUAUCAUCCAGAUAAGCAUUCAGAGCAGAAGAAGAAUAAUGCCCGACAGCUUUUUAAUAAGACAAAGACCAUAUAUGAAGUCCUCAGUGAUCCACAUAAAAGAGCCAUAUAUGACACUCUUGGAGUGAAGGGAUUGCAGCUUGAAGGAUGGGAGAUGAUUCCACGUACAAAGACUCCCCGUGAAAUUAGGGAAGAGUUUGAAAGACUUUCUAGAUUGCAGGAGGAGAUGCAUUUGCAGCAGAAAACAAAUCCCAAAGGCAGGAUUGUCAUGAAUGUAAAUGCAGUUGAUUUCUUCAAUCCGUAUUGGGAUGAUGAUGAUGAAGAUGAUGGGGAAAGGGGUGAAGGAGAAAGGAAUAGAUUGUUCCCUUCCUUAGAAGUGAGUGGACUCACAUUCUUCCAGUCUAUUGAGGCCCCAUUGACGACAAAGAAUACUGCCCUUCUGUCAGGAGAAGUCACAGCCCACAAUGGCAUUGGUUCCGGUGAGCAGGAUCCAGCCGUGAUGUUUCAUCUGAAAGUCCUGCAUGGCCCAAUCCCUUCACACCUGUUCAGUAGUAACCUCAGCGUUGGGAUGCGAAAACUGCUGUCACAUAAAUCCUGGGCAGAAUUUGAUGUUGGCAUGGGGACUGGCCUCAACUUUUCACUUAAGGGUUAUCGCAAUCUAUCAAAAAGAAGUUAUCUUACAGCAUCUGCCUAUCUCCAUGCGACUUCCCAUGGACUACAGCCACUCUUUGUCGCCAGCUUGAUGUACCAAUUGGAUAAGAAAAUCUCUGGGCAUAUCACAUGGAAAGGUGGAGCUCAAAAUGGAAUGACAACUACCUUAGUCCGUGACAGUGAGAAGACUCGGCUUGUGGGGUCCUUACAUUUGGGUGCAUCUUCCUCUUAUGCCAGUUUCCGGUCAAUGGUCAAGCUGAAGGAAGUGAAACUGAGAGCUGGCAUCAAAGCUGGCACAUUUGGCUACCUUUUGGACUGUGGUGUUGACAAGAAAAUCUCUGACUAUAGUUGGUUGGGCGCUUCUCUGAUCUUUGGCAUUCCCACUGGUGUACUUCUUCGUGUCAAAUUGACAAGGUCAACGCAGACUUACGAGUGCAAUAUGGCACUUUGUGAAGAAGUUCUUCCAGCUCCACUUCUGUAUGGGUCCUUAGUGCCUCUUAUUAUGUACCAAGUGCUUAAAGCAUUAAUUAUUGACCCAUACCAACGUGAGGAGAAGCAGAGACACGUCCUGAAACACAAGGAGGCUCAUGCUGCAAGGCAAAAGGAGCACAAGAAAGAAGCUGAAGCAGCUUUAGAGCUGAUGAAAGAAACUGUGUGGAGAAUCAUUCAACAGGAAGAGUCUUGCCAAGGAUUGAUUAUAGUCAAAGCUUUGUAUGGCUGUCAUGCAUCACAGCUUGGUACAGGGGAACAAGGACAAGAGGCUGAUGGGAAUGUGAUAGAUGUAACUAUCCCACUGCAAUGCCUAGUCAAGGACUCCAAGCUUAUCAUCCAUGAUGUUCAAAAGAGUCAAUUGCCAGGUUUUUAUGAUCCUUGCAUUGGAGAAGAGAAGACUAUUCAAGUGGAAUACCUGUUCCGGGGUCAGCAUCAUCAUGUCAUAGUCAAUGAAUCUGAACCUCUACGAAUCCCCAAAAUCUCAUCGAAUGGAGAGGAAAUGAGGGAUGGGCAAUUCCCAUUUUCACUUCAAGUGUCUGCAGGGAGAAGAAUUGCAGAGAGAGAGAGAGAUUGGAGCUCUCUGCUCAUAGUAGAUGCCAUGAUUGGCGCUAUUGCGACAAAUGGAACGCAUCGCAUUUUAGACCAGAACUUGACAUCCUCCACUAGUCUAUCACCGGGCUUCAGCGCGUACGAAUCACAGUCCUCGCGCAUCUUCAUCUCAAAUAACGGCAUUCCACUGCUUGAAGAGAUGUCAGGAAAGAAGAGACUCAAGAGGUCACUUUGUGAGAGGGUGAUAUUGACUCCUGAAGUGUAUGCCAUCUGCCUGGAGCAUGCUCUAUCCACAUCCAAUGAAGUGAUGGGUCUCCUUGUUGGACAGGCACUAGUGAGUGGAGGUGUGAUGUCAAUUGUAACAAUCAUUGUACUGGGUCAAAGUGAUGCCACAGAAGAUCGAGUUGAGAUCUCCCCAGAAGUACUCUCAUCUGCUUCUGAGAAGGCUGAGGAAUUGGCUCAAGUCAAUCAUUUUCCAUUACGUGUUGUUGGCUGGUAUCAUUCUCAUCCUGAGAUCACUGUACCACCUUCACACAUAGAUCUGGAAACUCAGAUUGGGUAUCAGAGCUUGGAUGACAGUUUCAUUGGCCUUAUUGUUUCCCUUCAGUCACACCAGGCCUACAAGAGGCCUAAGAAGCUUCUUCUUAUGGAUGCCAUGAAGGAGAAGCAUCUGAAGUUUGCUGUGGAGUAA